This is a messenger RNA of Rattus norvegicus (Norway rat), 1182 nucleotides long. It is a transcript of the gene Hmgn1, whose product is annotated as high mobility group nucleosome binding domain 1. The transcript has 6 exons. Gene Ontology annotation, molecular function: nucleosomal DNA binding. Lineage: Eukaryota; Metazoa; Chordata; Mammalia; Rodentia; Muridae. The record is from RefSeq and is marked provisional. The coding region runs from base 80 to 370 and encodes 96 amino acids. Gene Ontology annotation, cellular component: chromatin; nucleus.
GUUCGUGUGGUGGCGGCUAGGCAGUGCAGCUCCGUGACAGAUCCAACGUCGCACUUGUCUCCCACCCGGCGCCGCCACGAUGCCCAAGAGGAAGGUUAGCGCAGAUGGAGCGGCGAAGGCGGAGCCCAAGCGCCGCUCCGCGAGGCUGUCGGCCAAGCCCGCCCCUGCCAAGGUGGACGCGAAACCGAAAAAGGCCGCGGGAAAGGAUAAAGCAUCAGACAAAAAAGCACAGAUAAAAGGGAAGAGGGGAGCGAAGGGCAAACAGGCUGAAGUGGCUGACCAGCAAACUACAGAUCUGCCUGCAGAAAAUGGAGAGACGGAAAACCAGAGUCCAGCCUCUGAGGAAGAGAAAGAAGCGAAGUCUGAUUAAGCAUCCAUCACGUCUGUCAGUGGUCCCUGCCUCCCUUCUUGUACAAUCCAGAGGAAUAUUUUUAUCAACUAUUUUGUAAAUGCAAGUUUUUUAGUAGCUCUAGAAACAUUUUUAAAAGGUGAGGGAAUCCCACCUCAUCCCAUUUUUUAAGUGUAAAUGGUUUUUUUAAGAGGUUAAAUCAUUUGCUGGUUGUUUAUUUUUUGGUACAACCAGAAAAUAGCAGGAUACUGAAUCAGGAGAGGCUGUGACUGUCUCGGGGGUCACCAUAACAUUCCGUAGAGGGGGCUAGUUUUAUAUCCUACAGUACAAAGCAUACUAAAUGGCAAUUUGGGGUCUCAGUCAUGCAUUCGUGUCUGGAAUAUUUUCAGUUAUAUCUGGUCCCGUGUUUCUAGUAGAACCAUUUUGUAAGAAAGCCAGUCUUUGGUCCUCGCCCUGUCAGAACUGUGAUGUCUGUGGUCAUGGCAGUCCAUUUUCCUAACAGUUGUGAUAAUGUGCUGUGAAAGAUGGUGAUUUUGAGUAUGUUCUGUGUGUGACAUAAAAUUGUGAAUUGGUGGAACUGAGCAUUGUGAGCAUUCGGUUGUUAUGAGAGGUCGUAAGGAAACUGGCCAAGUUUGAGGCUGGAGCAUCACUGGAAUAAGUUCACAGAAAAACAAUAUGUAGCUCUUCGUUUGGGUACGUGAACACUAUUAAGGCUCUUCAGAAUUAGGGUACAUGAACACUACGGCUCUUCAGAGUUUGGGUACGUGUGUUAAGAAUUGGAAUGUCUGUGUACUCUACUCCUCGACCAAUAAAAUCUCAGUUGUGAAAGAGUA